GGGAAAAUGGAGAAAGGGACGAGUGCAAUAUUGAUGCGAAAGUAUGAGCUUAGCCGCAUACUAGGACAAGGGACAUUUGCAAAGGUUUACUUGGCGCGAAACCUGAAGUCCGGUCAGAGUGUAGCCAUUAAGAUUAUCGACAAGGAGAAGGUUUUAAAGGUGGGAUUGAUAGAUCAAAUCAAACGAGAAAUCUCCGUGAUGCACCUCGUUAGACAUCCAAAUGUUAUUCAGCUCUAUGAAGUCAUGGCAAGCAAAACCAAGAUUUAUUUCUCCAUGGAGUAUGUGAAAGGUGGAGAGCUUUUCAACAAGGUUGCUAAAGGGAAGCUUAAGGAAGAUGCGGCACGUAAAUAUUUUCAACAUUUGAUUGGGGCCGUGGAUUUUUGUCAUAGCCGUGGGGUGUAUCACCGAGACAUUAAACCAGAGAAUCUCCUUCUUGAUGACAAUGGUAACUUAAAAAUUUCAGAUUUUGGCUUGAGUGCAUUGUGGGAUUCUAGGAGACAAGAUGGCCUUCUUCACACAACGUGUGGUACUCCAGCUUAUGUUGCUCCGGAAGUAAUUAACAAGAAAGGUUAUGAUGGAGCUAAGGCUGAUAUAUGGUCAUGUGGUGUGGUUCUCUUUGUUUUAUUGGCAGGUUAUCUUCCUUUCCAAGAUACGAAUCUCUUGGAAAUGUAUAAGAAGAUUAGCAGAGGAGAAUUUAAGUGCCCCCAGUGGUUCCCACCAGAGGUUCGAAAGCUUCUUUCAAGAAUUCUUGACACCAAUCCAAGCACAAGAAUAAAUGUGGCCAAGAUCAAGGAGAAUACUUGGUUCAAGAAGGGAUUCAAACAGUUUGAAACCCCACUACCCCCUCCAGAUGCUAACAACAUCUCCGUUAGUGAUGUUCAAGCUGCCUUUGCUUCAUCAGGUUCUGAUGAUGAUUUGAACAACAAAGUUGGUGCAGAAACAAGCCACAGGAGACCACCAUGUUUCAAUGCCUUUGAUAUUAUCUCUCUUUCACAAGGAUUUGAUCUAUCCGGCUUGUUUGAGAAGGACAUGAGUCAGAGACCACAGGCAAGAUUCACUAGUACAAAACCCGCCUCAAUGAUCGAGUCGAAAUUUGAAGAAAUAGCAGAGAUGGAGAGAUUUAAGUUCAUGAAGAAAGAUGGAAAGGUGAAAUUACAGGGCAGAAAAGAAGGGAGAAAAGGACAACUUGCAAUAGAUGCUGAAAUUUUUGAAGUUACGCCUUCCUUUUGUGUUGUGGAGAUGACGAAAGCAGCAGGGGACACAUUGGAAUAUAGAAAUUUCUGUAAGCAGGAUUUGAAGCCCUCACUCAAGGAUAUUGUAUGGAAUUGGCAAGGAAGUGAGGAACAACAACAACAACAACAAUAACAAUAGGCUUAAUCGUCCUAUUGGUCAUUUCUCUUAGAUAAGUCUUGCUCUUAUAUGUGUCUCUUCUAUCUAAAAUAUGUAUUAA
Messenger RNA from Quercus robur (English oak), 1450 nucleotides. Its product is annotated as CBL-interacting serine/threonine-protein kinase 20. The coding region runs from base 7 to 1365 and encodes 452 amino acids. The transcript has a single exon. Gene Ontology annotation, molecular function: ATP binding; protein kinase activity. The record is from RefSeq and is a predicted model, not a curated record. NCBI's taxonomy places the organism in Eukaryota, Viridiplantae, Streptophyta, Magnoliopsida, Fagales, Fagaceae. Gene Ontology annotation, biological process: signal transduction; protein phosphorylation.